Molecule: messenger RNA, 2107 nt
Organism: Daucus carota subsp. sativus
Lineage: Eukaryota; Viridiplantae; Streptophyta; Magnoliopsida; Apiales; Apiaceae
Product: cationic amino acid transporter 8, vacuolar
Exons: 1
Coding region: 139-1983 (614 amino acids)
Biological process (GO): amino acid transport; transmembrane transport
Cellular component (GO): plasma membrane
Molecular function (GO): amino acid transmembrane transporter activity
Source: RefSeq, a predicted model, not a curated record
UCAAUCCACAUUCAUUACAAAAUAAGCUGACUUAUUUGAGUGAAGUCUUUUACUUUUGAGCGACGCCGAUCAAUUCGGGAAAUCCAUCCAAAUUCACUAAUUUCUCUCUCUAGAAUCUUUGAUUCUGGGAAGAGAGAGAUGAAAGAAUCACACUCCAACACAAACUCAAACGCUCCCUCUACGAGUACAUAUUCAAACAACAAAUUAUCAGCACCUCUACUCGAAGAAAAGUCAUCAAUGGAAGAGCAGCCCUCCAAACCCUAUUGGCGAUUCUCUAAAAACGACUUCUUUCCCGAGCCCUCUUUCAAAUCUUUGUCAUCUUACAAGAAUGCCCUUGUGAACACGCCCCAUCGUCUCAAAGAUCGGUUCCUUGGGCGAUCUUCUGAUGAAAACGAGCUUCAUAAUCUUCGGAAAGAGAGUGAGAAUAGAAUGAAGAUGUGUUUGACUUGGUGGGAUUUGAUUUGGAUGGGCUUUGGAUCUGUUGUUGGCUCUGGGAUCUUCUCGAUUGCGGGCCAAGAAGCUCAUAAUCAUGCUGGCCCUUCUAUUGUUCUUGCGUAUGCUGCUUCUGGGCUGUCUGCACUUUUGUCAGUGUUUUGUUAUACCGAGUUUUCUGUUGAAAUUCCGGUGGCUGGGGGGUCUUUUUCGUUUUUAAGGAUUGAAUUGGGGGAUUUUGUUGCGUUUAUCGCGGCUGCGAAUAUCUUGUUGGAGGCAAUUGUGGGUGCUGCUGGACUUGGCAGGUCUUGGUCUUCUUACUUUGCUACUAUUUUUAGGCCUAGUGCUGAUGCUUUUCGUAUCAAAGUAGGGGGAUUGCCUAAUGGCUUUAAUUUGUUGGAUCCUAUUGCUGUGUUGAUUUUAGCUAUUGCUAAUGGUAUUGCAAUGUAUGGUACUAAAUUGACAUCUUCUUUGAAUUGGAUUAGUUCGAUUUUUAGUUCUGCUGUCAUUGUUUUUAUUACUGUUGUGGGGUUUGUGCAUGCUGAUGGCAACAAUUUGACACCCUUUUUCCCAUAUGGAGCUGAGGGUGUCUUUCAGGCUGCUGCCAUUGUGUAUUGGUCUUAUACCGGUUUUGAUAUGGUUGCUACAAUGGCGGAGGAGACGAAGAAUCCGUCUAGAGAUAUUCCGUUAGGGCUAGUUGGUUCGAUGUCUGUUAUUACUGUUGUUUAUUGUUUGAUGACAUUGGCACUUACUGCUAUGGUGAAUUAUACUGAAAUUGAUGUGAAUGCUGCUUAUUCGUUUGCGUUUGAGAAGAUAGGGAUGAAUUGGGCUAAAUAUUUGGUGAGUAUUGUGGCACUUAAGGGAAUGACUACGAGUUUGUUGGUUGGAUCAAUGGGGCAAGCACGAUACACCACUCAGAUUGCUAGAUCGCAUAUGAUUCCCCCUUGGUUUGCUCUUGUUCAUCCAAAAACUGGUACUCCUAUUUAUGCUACUCUUGCAGUGACGAUAAUUAGCUGCAUUGUUUCUUUCUUUUCAAGCUUGGAUGUUUUGUCAAGUGUGUUAUCAUUUACUACACUCUUUAUAUUCAUGCUAAUGGCGGUAGCAUUGCUUGUUAGAAGAUAUUACGUAAAGGGUGUGACUUCAAAGCAGGAUUUCAGAAUAUUUCUUUUGUGUAUGGUGGUGGUUAUUGGUUCGUCUAUUGGGGUCGCAGCCCUCUGGAAUGCAAAACAGAGAGGGUGGAUUGGGUAUACGGUAGCUGGUGUAUUCUGGUUUCUGGGUACAUUAGGUAUGCAAUUGCUUCCCAAGCAAAGGAUUCCUAAAAUUUGGGGAGUUCCUCUUGUUCCAUGGUUGCCGACAUUGUCAAUUGCAAUGAAUUUGUUUCUGAUAGGAUCUUUGGGAGCAGUUGCAUUCUACCGUUUCUUCAUAUGUAGUGCCGUUAUGAUGCUAUAUUAUCUCUUUGUUGGUGUUCAUGCGACAUACGACGUGGCUCAUGAAGAUAUACUGCCAGAGAUUGGAGAAGGAAAAGAAACAGCUGUCAAACCAGUAGUGUAAAUAUUUCAAAGAACUAGGAGUAAUUCAUGAAUUUUACGUUGCUAUAAUAUUCUUUGAAAUUGUCUCAGUUGCAAGAACAGUCUGAAUAUUUGUUUUCAAUGAGCAAAUUUCUAUUCCUGUUGCA